This is a messenger RNA of Enterobius vermicularis (human pinworm), 681 nucleotides long. The record is from the annotation of a GenBank genome assembly. Lineage: Eukaryota; Metazoa; Nematoda; Chromadorea; Rhabditida; Oxyuridae.
AUGAAAAGGUUCCAUGGCGAGUGUGAUUUUAAAGCGAAGCCUAUCCUUGAGUGCAGUUGCACGACAAAUGAUCCAGCCUCCAAUUCAGUUAACUCUUCCUUCGUACGUUGUUUGCGUGACUUGACUCAUUUUGAGGUUCAUGGCAUUGGAGGACGAUACGCGUCUGCUCUUUAUUCAGCUGCUUACAAGGUCAACAAACUCGACGCUGUAAAUAAUGAUUUACAGUCAUUCAAAAAAGUGUAUUUGGAAAAUCCAGUUUUGAGAGAGUUUAUGCAAGAUCCAACGCGGAGACCAGCAAGUAAGAAGGAUGGAAUAGCUGCCGUUCUAGAGAAAGUCAAAGUUUCUAAAGAAGUUUCGAACCUUUUGAUUUUAAUGGCUGAAAAUGGACGGUUGAACAAAUUUGAAGACGUAGCUGACUCUUUCGAAACAAUUAUGAGAGCCCAUCGAGGAGAAAUUUUUGUUCAGAUAACUUCUGCAGAGCCGUUGUCGAAACAGCACGAAAAGUCCCUUCAGGAAGUUUUGCAAAAAUUUGUGAAACCUAAUCAGAAGCUACAUGUGAAACUAGUCGUAAAUCCGGCUAUAAUUGGAGGUAUUAUCGUAAAUAUUGGUGACAGGUAUAUUGACAUGAGCAUUGCCUCGCGUGUUAAAAAGAUGGAGCAGAUUCUCCAGUCUGCCAUCUAA